This is a messenger RNA of Ctenocephalides felis (cat flea), 1718 nucleotides long. RefSeq names its product BRCA1-associated RING domain protein 1-like. The coding region runs from base 121 to 1695 and encodes 524 amino acids. Gene Ontology annotation, molecular function: protein binding. The transcript has 9 exons. Lineage: Eukaryota; Metazoa; Arthropoda; Insecta; Siphonaptera; Pulicidae. The record is from RefSeq and is a predicted model, not a curated record.
AUUAUAUCAGGAACCUCCAUUACUUUAUUGGAGAUAGUUAUCACCUUAGACAAUAUAAUAAUAAUAGUUAUUAGAGACACAGUAUAAUUGAUAUUCGACGAUUAUACAUUUAUUAUAAUAAUGGACAAUAAACUUCAAAAUAUGAUUGAAUCAUUUAAAAAACAUAUGACUUGUCAUCUUUGUAAUUCUAUAUUAGUAAAGCCUAUUAAAUAUCAGAAUUGCCAGCAUUCAUUCUGUAAGAAGUGUUUGAGUAACAUAGCUGACAACAAAUUAUGUCCUCAAUGCGGAUUAAACAGUGAUAAGUCUAUUGUUGAAGAUGAAAUUUUAAAUAAGUUCAUCCAGUUUUGGUACUUCACAUGUUCAAAGCGUAAAAUGGAAAAUGACAUUAUUGAUAAAAUGAAAGAUUUUACUAAAUUAAGUGAGGGAAUUAAAGAUUUGACUGUGAAAAGGAAACACUUUAGGCAAGUAGCAUCUGAUCGAGAACAGAAUAAAAGAAAAAAAACAUUGGAUAUUUCUAUAUCAAAGCUAGAAACAAGUGUUCAAAAAGCCUCUAAAUCUACAACAAUAAAUGAAAAAAAUAUUGAGAAGCGUAAUAGCAAAGGAGAAACCCGUUUACAUGAGGCGUGUGUGAAGGGUAAUUUUGAACAAGUACAGGCAUUAUUAAACCUUGGUGCCACACCAAAUACAAAAGACAAUGCUGGAUGGACACCCUUGCAAGAAGCCUCAGACAGGGGUUUAGAAAAAAUAGUGAAACUUUUACUAGAGAAUGGUGCCAAUCCUAAUAUACCAGGAUAUGAGAACUCCACUGCAUUGCACAUGGCUGUCGUUAAUAAUCAUCUAAUUAUAUCAAAAUUGUUGAUAGAUUAUGGCAGUAAUGUGGAUGCAAAGAAUAUAUACAACAUUACUCCUAAGGUAUUGGCUAAAACGGAAAGUAUGCAAGAAAUAUUAAACAUUGAGCCAGAUCCUGAAAUAUUAAAUAAUGAUUUUAGUUUGUCUCAAUAUAUGGUUGUGCCAAAAAAGAAAUUUUCAAAAAUAGUACUUUACUGUCCAGAUUUACAAAACUCUAAAAUUGAAAAGCUUAUGAGGAUUAUAAAUUCAUCAUCUGCUGGCAUGACGAGAAGUUUUAAAUUUGAUAAAUUAGUAACACAUGUCAUUGUUAAGACGAAUGAUGAUCUAUUAUGUGAUCUAAACAUUGCAGUACUUCUAGCCCUGCUUUCUGGAAAAUGGAUUAUUAGUGAUAAAUGGAUAGAUGAAGAAGGCGAUAUGGAAGAAUUUGAAGUCCAAGGUUUAUUAUCAUUUCCCCAAACGCAAGCUGCAAAACGAUCUAGAAUUAGUCACAUGAAUCAACUCCCUGGACUGUUUAGUGGUUGCCAUAUAUAUUUCUGGGGACCAUUAACCGAUGCAAAAUUUGGUUCAAUGACAUUAUCAAGAUAUCUACUCAACCUCUUUGUUGAAUAUGGUGAAGGAGUUUUAUUGAAACGUGAACCAAAUCCGGAAGUGAUAACACCUGCCGAAAAUACUAGACCAUAUCAUAUUAAUUCUAAAAGCUGUCUUGAAAAGUGCUCGCAUUAUAUUAUAUACAGAUCUGAUAUUCCAGAGCCAAUAUUGAAGUACAAUAUGCCGCAUGUGAAAUCAUUACCCUUACAAUGGAUGAUUGAUUGCAUUGCAAAUUAUAAACUCAUUGAACCAUGGUAGGACAAGAUUUAAUUUAAUUUCUG